ACUACUUCCUUCUCUCAGAAAGUGGGAGUAGAGCCCAGAGCUCGGGAAGUGAAGGAUGAUAAUGGCUUCUUCGUCUCCUUCGGCUUCUCCUUCUGCUCAGCUUUCUCUUCUCUCCAAGCCCUUGCCGCCGCGUCAAUCGGUCCAGCUCCUCUUCAACGUCACCCAGUCGCGGGCCGGGCCGCGUGGAGCGGCGAGCUCCCGGUUCAGGUGCUUCGCCGGCCAGACUGGAUUCUUCUCGCGGCUCGGCCGCUUGAUAAAGGAGAAGGCGAAGAACGACGUGGAGAAGAUAUUUUCUGGAGGAUUCUCGAAGACGAGGGACAACCUUGCCGUAAUCGACGAGCUUCUCCUCUACUGGAACCUCGCGGACACUGAUCGUGUCCUUGACGAACUCGAAGAGGUUCUGCUGGUGGCUGAUUUCGGACCAAAAAUUACAAUUAGGAUUGUGGAGGGCCUGCGUGAGGAUAUUUUGGCAGGGAAGCUCAAGUCAGGAAGUGAGAUUAAGGAUGCUUUAAGGAAGAGCGUCUUGGAGAUUUUAACAUCCAAAGGGAGCAAAACAGAGCUUAAACUCGGGUUCAGGAAGCCAGCUGUGAUCAUGAUUGUCGGAGUAAAUGGAGGUGGAAAGACGACUUCUCUUGGGAAGCUGGCUUAUAGAUUGAAAAAUGAAGGAGCCAAGGUGUUACUGGCAGCAGGCGACACAUUCAGAGCAGCUGCCAGUGAUCAACUGGAAAUAUGGGCAGAGAGAACUGGGUGCGAGAUUGUUGUAGCUGAAAGAGAGAAUGCUAAAGCAUCAUCAGUUCUUUCACAGGCUGUGAAAAGAGGGAAAGAAGAAAGAUUUGAUAUUGUCUUGUGUGACACAUCUGGACGUUUGCAUACUAAUUACAGCUUGAUGGAAGAGCUGAUUGCAUGUAAGAAAGCUGUGUCCAAGGUGGUUUCUGGUGCACCAAACGAGAUUUUGCAAGUUCUGGAUGGGACGACAGGUCUGAAUAUGCUUCCACAGGCAAGAGAGUUCAAUGAUGUGGUCGGGAUAACUGGGUUAGUCUUGACAAAGCUUGAUGGUUCUGCCAGAGGUGGCUGUGUGGUUAGUGUGGUUGAUGAGCUAGGUAUCCCUGUGAAGUUUGUCGGCGUGGGUGAAGGUGUAGAAGAUCUCCAACCCUUUGAUGCCGAGGCAUUUGUUAAUGCCAUAUUCUCAUGAGGCUUAACGUGGGUACAUUUCCUGGUUCUUCUGUUAGGAUGCGAGAAUUGCUAGCCAACCAGUUAUUCUGAGGGGCACUUGCUCGAGAGAUGAGGUGAUGAAAGAAUAAUAUACUCAUGAUGAGAGUGAGUGAUUCUUGGCAUGAAGUUAUGUUGCAGCGGGUCCUGAAGAAUAUUCUCUGUCCUCGGUGAGUUCUGAUGGACCACAAGGUGAUUUUUCUCCCUCUUCUCUUGACAUUUCAAAUCCUUGGCAUUUACGUGUAGCGUUUUGUGGAUUAUUGUUUUGUUGUACAUGUAAGGUGCAAAGAUAGACGUGAUUUUUCAGUCUUAUCUCAGCCCGAUUCGACUGCUUUUUGAAACUUUACGGCAGUUUCACCUGAGCUCGAGUCUUUCUUGUAUUUAGCUGAGCCAACUUCGUAGUUUCAUAUUACAAAAAUUUCUA
Messenger RNA from Punica granatum (pomegranate), 1633 nucleotides. Lineage: Eukaryota; Viridiplantae; Streptophyta; Magnoliopsida; Myrtales; Lythraceae. The record is from RefSeq and is a predicted model, not a curated record.